Molecule: messenger RNA, 537 nt
Organism: Paramecium octaurelia
Lineage: Eukaryota; Ciliophora; Oligohymenophorea; Peniculida; Parameciidae
Source: the annotation of a GenBank genome assembly
AUGAAUGGAUUUCUGGAGAUAAAGGGGUCAAGUAAGUAAUUUUGAUUAUUUUAAGCAUUAUUUUCAAGAACAACUCAGAACGCAAUUAAAAUAACUAUUGUGAAAAUAUUUAAGAGAAAAUAGAAUCACUUUUAAUAAAUAUGUUUGUGUGGCCAAGCUUAUUUUCGUUCUGAAAGGCUUAAGAAAUAAAAGGAAUAGUUUCUUUAGCUAUUAUGCUAUGACAACAAAGAGGGAACUUACUUUAAUUUGAAGAAACUACUUUCUCUCAGACAAGUAAAACUAGAUGAAGGUAAUUAAAAAACUUUUAAAAAAAUGAGUAAGUUAAUUAUAAGAGGUAUAAUCUUAAUGUCUUUUUCGUAUUGGUUCUAUGUUACUAAAUUUGCAAAUUUAGUUAAUUUUUAUUACUUUGUGUUUGCCUUAUUUUUCGAAAAGUUGAAUAUAGAAACAACGAAAUAUUACCGAAACUAAAGGUUUAUUCUAAUUCUUGAUAAUUGUCCAAUACAUCAUAUUAAACUUAUAGAGCAGUUAUUAUUUUGA